Bubalus bubalis (water buffalo) is the source of this 1288-nucleotide messenger RNA. RefSeq names its product NKG2-A/NKG2-B type II integral membrane protein. NCBI's taxonomy places the organism in Eukaryota, Metazoa, Chordata, Mammalia, Artiodactyla, Bovidae. Bases 429 to 1139 code for a protein of 236 amino acids. Gene Ontology annotation, biological process: positive regulation of natural killer cell mediated cytotoxicity; stimulatory C-type lectin receptor signaling pathway. The record is from RefSeq and is a predicted model, not a curated record. The transcript has 6 exons.
AAAGAACUGUUUUUAACCAAUAUUAAAUUUCAAAAUUAUCAUAAAUAUGGGCGAAUCUCUCUGGUUAACAGAACAUUUUAAUUUGAACACAAGCACUAUGAUGGUUUUAAAAUGUUUCCAUGGAAUCUGACUUAAUAAGGAUAUUAUUGUUCAUGAAUUUCUUUAUUCCUGCCUAAUUUAUUGCUUUUCAUUGUUUCAAUCAAUAAUAUAUGUGUCAAAUAUAGAAUAUGUUUUUCAAAAAAGCAUUCUAUCGUGAAAAACUUGUUUAAAGUUGUAAGGAUUUACCAGGCUUUAAGUUUGUUCAGCUGCAAAGUGAGCACUAAGCGCUUUGCCCCGUCUGUGUCAUUGUACCAGGGUGCUUAUCUCACAUACACCACUCAACCUCAGUUCACUUCAAGCACAGUCCUUGAUCUCACUCAGCUGCAGAGAUGAAUAACCAAGAAGUAACCUAUGCAGAACUGAAGGGAGUCAAGAACUCAAAGAGGCAGAAAAGAAAACCUAGGGUUUCUAAAAGUUCCGUUUCAAUGACUGAGCAGGAAUUAACAUAUGUAGAAUUAAAUCUUCAAAAUGCUCCUCAGAAUCUUCAUGGGAACGACAAGAAUCACCACGCCAAAGGUUCACCGUCACCUCCAGAGAAGUUCAUUGCUGGGAUCCUGGGAAUCAUCUGCCUCGUCUUGAUGUCCACUGUGGUGACAGUGAUCACUGUUACUCCCUCUACUGUAAUACAGGAACAGAAUUCCUCCUCUCUCAUAACAAGGCUCCAGAAAGAAUGUCAUUGUGGUCAUUGUCCAAAAGACUGGCUUACAUAUUCCAACAACUGCUAUUAUACUAGUUUGGAAAAAAAAUCGUGGCAUGAGAGUUUGAUAUCCUGUGCUGCUAAGAAUUCUACUCUUCUUUAUAUAGAUAAUGAAGAGGAAAUGAAAUUUCUGACGUCCCUAUCGAUUGUUUCGUGGAUUCAAGUCUCUCGUGAAGGCCGCGGUCGUCCUUGGAAGUGGCUAAAUGGUUCAACUUGCAAACUACAGAUAACAGACAAAUUACCUGGUGAACAUAACUGUGCUGCACAAUCUUUAUGGGACAUUGGAGCAGAAGACUGUCAGUUUCCAAAUGUAUAUCAUUGUAAGCGUAAGCUUGAGAGUUAAAAUAUGAGUUUGGAUGCUGUUGGGUAACUUGACCUUUUAUGAAAUAGAAAUAAUAUUCUGAUUGCAUACAUUUUAAAAUGAAUUAUAUUAUUUUUUCUGAUAAUGCAUGUUUUUCAAAAACAGUUGAAAUAUAAUUGUGUGUGCUCAUU